Messenger RNA from Heterobilharzia americana, 2062 nucleotides. NCBI's taxonomy places the organism in Eukaryota, Metazoa, Platyhelminthes, Trematoda, Strigeidida, Schistosomatidae. The record is from the annotation of a GenBank genome assembly.
UUGUACGAUACAUGUGACUGAAGUGUUUUCAAAAGCCGUGAAUCACUUAAGUUGGAUAGUCUAAAGAUCUCGAAAAUACAUGUGAAUUUAUUCAAAUCAAUCCUUAGAAUGUAUAUAUUCAGGGUGGUUAAAACAUACAGUUAAAAGUAAAGAACAAAUGCUGUUACUAAUAUUCGCUUUGAUUGCUAUAUGCGGUAAAAAAUACGAUACCGUGAAGGCAUAUAAUCUUUUUAUUCUAUUUAUAGGUUUGAAUGAUGCGAUUUGUCAGGGAUAUCAAAAGCCAAAUCCAUCAGAAUGUCAUUUACUGUGUGAAGUUUGCACCUCCACCUUGAAUGCUACAAAAUACAUACUGGACAACGAACCAUUUUUGCCCAAAAUACUGGAAUAUCUCACUCCAAUAUGCUACAUGUUACCCAGACGACGAUAUCGAGAAAAGUGUCGUGAGCUUGUCGAAGGUGGCGCAGCUGAACGAAUUCAUGAAUGGAUUGAUCAUAUUGACCCUUAUAAAUAUUGUGCCGCUAUCAGACUAUGCAAACAUACAAAUUCAUCCUCAGAUCUCCAGGCAACCUCAUCUUGUACAAGUGAACACAUAGAAUAUGCUCUAACUGAAGUCCUUUCCCCUGAAUACAUUGAUACAGCGACAAAGGAACUAUGCAGUCGUUAUGCAGAAGAUGUUAACAAAGUAAGUUGACUCUAAAGUGAUAUGAAGACCUUUAGGCGUGGUACGAGUGAGUUAUAUACGGAAAUUGUUAAGAAUUAUGCGUGUUUCAAUUAAUCAGCUUUUUACACUGCUACAUAAUCUUGAAUAACUGAAUGACACCACCUUUGAUAAAGGUUGAGGACGAAUAUGAAGACCACGUUUUUCAUAAAAAACACUCACUGAUCAGUUAUAUUUUUUUAGUUUAACUAUCAUAAAGAAAUCCUUCAUCAUCGCCACUCAAUUAGUUUAGCAACUACUUAUUAGAAAGUAUUCAGUCAUUGUGCAACAUCAAACCAGGUGCGACCGGUUAUUUUUAGGCGCCAAUUAUUGGAUAUAUCAACUUUCUUAUACAUUAUCAUUAAUCAACUGUAAUUGUUUCGAAAAUACUCAUUUCUAGUGCACAAAUGUUCUGAAAAUGCUAGCGAAUAUGUUUUUCAAAUACAUUUUUGAGGUAAGUUCUAAAUCUUUCUUUUUGGUACCCUAGAAUAUAAAAUUUUAGGCAAAAGAUACCCCAUCAAACUCGUUUUUAAAGAGUAAAACCAAAGAGCUUUUUACUGAAGUAGAUGAAGGUUUCGAUGUGAAUUUAACCUGUGUAGAAUGUCAUUGCGCAACAAAUAUGCAGGAGGAAAUGGAGAUGGAUUGGGCAUGCACUGAGAAGGCCGACUGGGGACAUCACGCGUCAGGCCCUCGAGUACAAUCCCCAUGGUAAGCGACGAGUUGGACGUCCGAGGGUGACAUGGAGAUCGUGCGAGGAGGAAAUGAGAGCUUCUGGGCUGUCGUGGAGCCAGGUUCAAAAGAUUGAAGAGAACAGAGUUCUCUGGAGACGUGCUACUGAAGCCCUAUGUUUCAUUAGGAACCCAAGGGACUAAUAAUAAUAAUAGAAUGUCAUUGAUUUUAACCAUUUGUAGUUUUUUGGAGUGUAAUAUAAGUCAACUAGAAAACCAGUAAACUCUUGAAUGCAUUUACUAGAAGUCAUCCUUUGUUCUAAGGACCUUCAGCAGACGACUCGUACGCUUCACGACAUGAAGCCUUCUAAUCUUAUCUGACACAGGAUUAACCAACCGAAAAGCUGAAGAAUUCUAAACGACGAUGACAUAGCUGUCUAUUUUUUUCUGUAAUGUAGUAAAAUGCAUUUAAUCCAAGUUUAAAAUAAUUGACAAUGAAUGCCAUUUUGAUCAGUCUUUUAUAUACUUUUUUUCAAUUUUUAGAUGCAGAGGCAGUUAAUUGAUUUCAUAUAAGAAUAUAUAUACCGUUGAAAUAUAAAUUUUAUUUCAUACUUGGCCUUCCAUUUUUUGUGUUACUUUAAUAUAACAGAUACUUAGAGAAGGAUUUUGAUAUAGAAUAAAUUACUUCACCAAACAC